Molecule: messenger RNA, 612 nt
Organism: Hepatospora eriocheir
Lineage: Eukaryota; Fungi; Microsporidia; Hepatosporidae
Source: the annotation of a GenBank genome assembly
AUGGCAAAACACUUAACAAAUGAAGAAAAAGCACAAAUAAUUGCUUUAUAUGAAGCUAAUGUUGAUAAAAUUGAAAUAUUAAAAAAGUUUAAUAUCAAUAAUUCAACAUUAUUUAGAGUAAUUAAAAGAUAUCAUGAAUAUGGCAAUUUUGACAGAAAACGCGGUUCAGAAAGAGAUGUAUUGUUAAAUGAUCAUGCAGUGAAUUAUUUGAAAUUAAAAGUAAGUAAAAAUCUAAAAAUUGGAUCUAAUAAAUUAAAAGAGGAAAUAAAAGAAGAUUUAAAUUUAAAAGUUUCUAGAAGAACAAUAAGAAGAAAGUUAUCUCAGGUGGAUUUAAAGGGGUAUAAGUCACUGAAAAAACCAUUACUGAGCAAAAUUUAUAUUUUAAAAAGAUUUAAUUUUUCCAAAAAACAUUUAUGGAAAGAUAAUGAUUUUUGGAUAUCAAUAUUGUGGAGUGAUGAAACUAAAAUCAACCUUUUUGACUCUGAUGGCAUGGUUUAUGUUAGAAGACCAAAAGGUGAAAGAUUUAAUGAAAGGUUUAUGACACCAUCUGUUAAACAUGGGAGGAGGAUCAUUAAUGAUUUGGGGUUGUUUCUCAUCAAAAGGUGUUGGUAA